Carcharodon carcharias (great white shark) is the source of this 1417-nucleotide messenger RNA. It is a transcript of the gene stmn2b, whose product is annotated as stathmin 2b. The coding region runs from base 113 to 658 and encodes 181 amino acids. The transcript is spliced from 5 exons. The record is from RefSeq and is a predicted model, not a curated record. Gene Ontology annotation, molecular function: tubulin binding. NCBI's taxonomy places the organism in Eukaryota, Metazoa, Chordata, Chondrichthyes, Lamniformes, Lamnidae. Gene Ontology annotation, biological process: microtubule depolymerization; regulation of microtubule polymerization or depolymerization; neuron projection development. Gene Ontology annotation, cellular component: neuron projection; cytoplasm.
CCUUUCCAGAGCUCCACACUGCUGACUCAGUGCCUUAUUCAGUCAUCUCGCUCCACGCUGCUGUAGCUGGACCCCUUUCCCUUCCAGCCUCUGAGCAUUUGCAUCCUCCACCAUGUCUAAAACAGCAAUCGCAUAUAAGGAGAAAAUGAAGGAGCUUUCUAUGCUGUCUCUGAUAUGUUCCUGCUUCUAUUCUGAACCACAUGCUGCCACGUUCUAUAACUAUGAUGACAUGCAAGUUAAACAAAUCAACAAGCGUGCCUCGGGUCAGUCCUUUGAGGUGAUCUUGAAGCCACCUUCUCCAGAAGCAGCACCAGCACUGGAUCGCCCCCUCUCUCCUCCAAAGAAGAAGGAUCUCUCUUUGGAUGAGAUCCAGAAGAAGCUUGAGGCUGCUGAAGACAGGAGGAAGUCCCAGGAGGCCCAGGUUCUUAAGCAGCUUGCAGAAAAGAGAGAGCACGAGCGAGAGGUCUUGCAAAAGGCUAUGGAAGAGAAUAAUAAUUUCAGCAGGACUGCAGAGGAAAAACUGAUCAUUAAGAUGGAACUGAACAAGGAAAACCGCGAGGCUCAUUUAGCUGCUCUUAUGGAACGUCUCCGCGAGAGGGAGAGGCAUGCCACAGAGGUCCGCAGGAACAAGGAACUUCGGGAGGAGAUCUCCGGCUGAGAGCUGAUGUCUGAUGCGUUUCAUCAUCCUGAACAAAGCCUUCCGCCCGUAUAUUCUGGAUAGUGAUACAUUAGUAUGGGUGUCAUAAGACAUGGUUUAAGAAAAAUCAAUAAGUCAAUUAAUAUAAUCAAAAUUUUAGUUUAAAAAAAAUACACAAAAGAAAGUGAACCAAUCAAUUUGCAAGAUGAUUUGCUUGAUGUGGAAACACAACUUGGGUCUUGUUUUGUAAAUACCAACUUUUUUGUUAACAAUGAAUCUGGCGUGAUACAAGCUGUUACAUAUCUUACUGCGUCCUGCAACAGGUUUUUUAUGUUGUCUCCUUUCACUGAUUUAACUUUGCUCUAUCUGUUCUUUGGAAGCUCUAUACUCAUCAGUUUAUAGAGAGAACCUAAGGAAUAUCAAGGUCAGAUAGUCAAUGGUGCUAGUGAUUUCUGCGUACACAUCAACCCAGAACUGUCAUGUUCUGUAUCCCACAACACACGCUGGCCUUGACCCUUCACACUCAAGCAACUUGGUCUGUUUUUUAUUUGUUCAAAUCCCGUUGAUCUGUGAGCAGGGCGUUGUACUGGUCUUUUUGAGGGGGGGGGGGAUUGUGCCAAGUAAGGUCAUUAAGAGCACCCAAGACCCUACAAAUUGGUUCCAGCUGUUAAAGUUAUUACCUAAGAAGGUUGCUGCCUGCUUAUUCUAAUCUUCAUUUGUGGUAUUUUCAUGUAUGUCAUUGUGAGCAAGCUGUGAUAAUAAAGAAUGGAGUUCUGUGAA